AUGCGGGAUACACUCAGCGACUUCUUCAUCUGCGCACCAUCAACAUCAAGGCCCAUAUUCUCAAUCAGCAGCCUCAAAAUGUUCUUUGCUAGAGUCUUCCUUCCUAUCGCCGCCAUCAUGGCAUCUAUUCUCGCUGCUCCAGUCCAGCCCAAGGCAGACCUCGAACCCAGGUUCAUCUACGCGAGCCCUUCCAUUGCCUCAUUCGGCGACGAGGGCCCGGUCGAAGAUGCCACGACAGACGCCUCGACUGCUUGUGUUGAAUGCUUCUGA
This is a messenger RNA of Colletotrichum lupini, 270 nucleotides long. RefSeq lists its product as uncharacterized. Lineage: Eukaryota; Fungi; Ascomycota; Sordariomycetes; Glomerellales; Glomerellaceae. The record is from RefSeq and is a predicted model, not a curated record. Bases 1 to 270 code for a protein of 89 amino acids. The transcript is spliced from 2 exons.